AUGAAUGAGUGGGUGGGCCCCGACAUCAAUGUGGUGGGACCUCUGCAUAUCCCACCCAGCGAUGAAUUCCCCAUCUCAGAGAGCUCCCACUUGUUCGAUAUUCUUGCAGAUCAAGGCAGUCCUCUCCUGCAGGAUACCGACAUCUUGCCCUUCGCCAGCUAUCCCAGCAUGCAGUAUCCAUCGAUGGAGCCGACCAUGCCCUCCACACCAUAUUACUCCAGUCAGAACUACUACCCUCAGUACAACGGAGACGAAUGGUACUCACACACAGGGAUAUAUGAACUGAGGAAAGGACCCCUGGAGGUCGGCUAUGAUGCUGAAAUGGAGGAGGUGUCUGCUGUGGUGCCCACUGUGUGCAAGAGAACACGGCACAUGUCGCAGGCUGGAAGGGUCAAAGGGGAGGAACUGUGUGUGGUGUGUGGAGACAAGGCCUCUGGAUACCACUAUAACGCGCUUACCUGUGAGGGAUGUAAAGGUUUCUUCAGACGGAGCAUAACCAAGAACGCUGUGUACAAAUGCAAGAGUGGCGGGAACUGUGAGAUGGACAUGUACAUGCGCAGGAAAUGCCAGGAGUGUCGGCUAAGAAAGUGCAAGGAGAUGGGCAUGCUGGCUGAAUGCCUGCUGACAGAGAUCCAGUGUAAGUCUAAAAGGCUGCGGAAGAACACCAAGGCCUCCCCGGGAGAGUCGACUGGAGACGAGACAGAGGGCGCGGACAACACGGACAGCAAACAGGUCACCUCAACCACCAAACUGUCAAAGGAAAAAGUGGAAAUCACCAAAGAGCAGCAGGCGCUUGUGAGUGCCAUCGUAGAUGCUUACAACAGACAUCAAAUUCCUCAAGACGUGGCCAAAAAGCUGCUACAAGAACAGUACAGCGCAGAAGAAAACUUCCUGCUACUGACAGAAAUGGCAACAAGUCAAGUUCAAGUUCUGGUGGAGUUUACAAAAAACAUUCCAGGCUUUCUGUCUCUGGAUCGUGAGGAUCAGAUCGCUCUGCUGAAGGGUUCGGCUGUGGAGGCCAUGUUUCUGCGCUCAGCUCAGGUUUUCAACAGAAAGAUGCCCAAAGGACACACAGAACUUUUGGAGGAGAGGAUACGCAAGAGCGGUAUAUCAGAAGUAUUCACGACACCCAUGUUCAACUUUUACAAAAGCAUCGGUGAACUCCACAUGGCGGUGGAGGAACAGGCUCUCCUCACCACUAUAACCAUCCUAACACCAGAUCGGCCUUAUGUGAAGGAUCACGAGGCUGUCGAGAGACUUCAGGAGACCAUGCUGGACGUGCUGAGGAAGCUGUGUGUCCUGCAGCACCCACAGGAGCCGCAGUACUUUGCUCGUCUCCUGGGCCGUCUGACGGAGCUGAGAACACUCAGCCACUACCACGCAGAGAUGCUCACGUCUUGGAGGAUGAACGACCACAAAUUUACACCGCUGCUCUGUGAGAUCUGGGACGUGCAGUGACACACCAGGAGAAAGGCGUAACAAAGGGAUGAUAGCACGAACAUUUCAACUUGCAAGACAGUCAUCCUACGACUACAGGGCAUAUUUAUACUGGAGGAUGUGAGGAUGUGGAAUGAAAUCCCUGCAUCACCUGUUGCUGCCAUCAGUCCUGACUCUUUGAAUGGUUUAGAGUACUGUUUGUGUUUAUUCUGCUCGUGUAUUUUUAAUGACUCACAACAUCAUCGUGUUUGUCCACUGUGUGAUUCAGCCAACUUAGACUCAGUCUCAUCGUUGAGAUGUUGUGACAGAGUUUUCAGUGCAAAGGGGAAAGUGUUCAAAGGUGGGAUCUGGAAAAAUCCUCUUUAGUGCUGAAGUCCCAAAGUUAUUAGUUGGACGAGUACAAACUGAAACUUAUUCAAUGUAAAGAUGGUGCUCAUAGAAAGUGUAAAGUUUAGAUUACAUUGAGUUUAAUAAUGGCUUAGUUUAUUUUUUAUUUGUAAAACUCACAGUACUUGCACAUGUUCUUGCUGUACGCAAAAGUUGUCAGCCUCAAUAAACAACCAGAUUAACAGGAAAAAAA
Molecule: messenger RNA, 2017 nt
Organism: Epinephelus lanceolatus (giant grouper)
Lineage: Eukaryota; Metazoa; Chordata; Actinopteri; Perciformes; Serranidae
Source: RefSeq, a predicted model, not a curated record